Molecule: messenger RNA, 687 nt
Organism: Microthlaspi erraticum
Lineage: Eukaryota; Viridiplantae; Streptophyta; Magnoliopsida; Brassicales; Brassicaceae
Source: the annotation of a GenBank genome assembly
AUGGCUAAGAGUAAGAGUACUAGAAGGAAUGUGCAAGAGACUGGGGAAAACUCAGGCGUGAAUGAUCCGAAUGGUCGGAAUCCUGAGGUGGAUGCACCGAAUGCUACUGAAGCGGCCACUGAGGCUGCUGCUGCUGCUGCCGCCGCUGCUGCCGCGGCUCCUCCCGUUGGGAUCGAAGCCCUGUUGGGACUGCUCGCCCAAGUGUUGGAGCGUCUGCCCGUUCCUCCCGCUCCCGCAGCGGAACCGGAAGUGGUUGAGGAACCGGUGGAAAUGAAUGUGAAUGUGGGUGUGGAAGAGGAUCCGGGAGAAAGGGUUCCAUCGUAUCUGCGGAUGAUGGAACAGAUGCAGAAGCUGGGAACCCGGUUCUUCUCCGGAGGUGGAUCCAAGCCGGUUGAGGCGGACCAGUGGAUCACUCGAUUGGAGCGGAACUUUAGUUCCAUCCGUUGUCCCAGACAGUACAAGAGGGACAUUGCGAUCCACUACCUGGAAGGGGAUGCACAUACUUGGUGGGGAGGUAUUGUUGCUCGGAACGGAGGUGUUCAGAACUGCACUUGGAUGAUCUUCCGUGAGGAGUUCACGAAGAAGUUCUUCCCACCAGAGGCGUUUGAUAGGAUGGAGAUGGCGUUUCUGAACUGCGCCAAGGCAGUAAGACCGUCCGGGAGUAUGAGGCGGAGUUUAACUCUCUGA